AUGCCCCGAUUCCUCCAACCUAAAAAGUCAACACAGCAUCGUGUAGCAGCGAUCGCUCUGUACAGAGCACUGCUCUCACGAUGUUCCACCGCAGCCCUACCGAAUGACGAUCGAAACUCUUUGCGCAACGCGAUCCAGAAUAAGUUUCGCAAAAACAGGAAGAUACAAAGUCCUUACCAGCUUGGGCUGAGCUUCAAGGCUGGCUAUGAGACGCUGGAUCAUCUCGAUGCAUCCACCACCGGCGACACUACGAGCACAAAGUUCUUGACGACAUUGAUCGCGGCGAUACCACGCGGUUUGACUCGAACUCCUUGGCGCCGCCCUCUUCCACCUCCACCGUCCCCACCAAAAGAAAGGCUCGCGUGUCUUCCUCCCGAGAAAGCCGUCCUGAACGUCCGACCGUACGCGAACGUCUCAGGGCCGCGGCAUGUGCCCAUUCUCGCUUCCGCAAAUGGUGUCCCCUUCCUACGCAUCACGAAGCCCCAGCCCCCCGCCUUGAGUAGGAUGCUCCGCCAGAAGCUCGAGCGCAGAAUAGACAAUUUCCACAGGAAGGUGGAACUUGUGCACUAUUGGAUGCCGAUGGGAAGACACGAGGAUGAGUGGGACGAGUUGAUCAACGAGCAGCUUGAAGGGCGUGAGGACAAUGUGAAAUGGGUUGAUGCAAUUCAAUUGUCAGAUCGAGAGAAUCAGGAGGCCUACGAUAAGGAUAUGGCGAAUGACAAGGAGCUUGUGAAGAAGAUGCAGAGGAUCGUAGAUGCGGAGACGGAGCUUGCGCUCAAAGAAGGGAGGACGAUUGUUAGAGGGAGGAAGAGGAGACCCAUACGAGUAAUUACACCUUGAUCUCAGCUUGGACUUGUUUGUUCAUGUGGAAGUGCCAUCUUCUCGUGCAGGCUGAUGGGUAUAUUUGAAUCGCUCUGUGAUUGAUGCUUAUCCAACUCGUCGAAGUGGGU
Messenger RNA from Dothidotthia symphoricarpi CBS 119687, 950 nucleotides. RefSeq lists its product as uncharacterized. The transcript is spliced from 3 exons. The record is from RefSeq and is a predicted model, not a curated record. NCBI's taxonomy places the organism in Eukaryota, Fungi, Ascomycota, Dothideomycetes, Pleosporales, Dothidotthiaceae. The coding region runs from base 1 to 840 and encodes 279 amino acids.